Messenger RNA from Melampsora larici-populina 98AG31, 1735 nucleotides. RefSeq lists its product as uncharacterized. Gene Ontology annotation, cellular component: U2AF complex; U2-type prespliceosome; nuclear speck. Gene Ontology annotation, biological process: mRNA processing. The record is from RefSeq and is a predicted model, not a curated record. Gene Ontology annotation, molecular function: pre-mRNA 3'-splice site binding; poly-pyrimidine tract binding. Lineage: Eukaryota; Fungi; Basidiomycota; Pucciniomycetes; Pucciniales; Melampsoraceae. Bases 283 to 1476 code for a protein of 397 amino acids. The transcript is spliced from 7 exons.
GAUCGAGAACGUGAUCGGGACAGGGAUAGGGAUAGGGAUAGGGAACGUGAUAGAGAUAGAGAACGGGAUCGGGAUCGGGAUCGAAGAGGGUCUAGAUAUGAUGAUCGGGAUAGAGAUCGGGAUCGUGGAAGAGAUCGUGAUAGGGAAAGAGAAAGGGAUCGGGAUCGGGAUCGGUUUGCUCGAACGAUUCCGAUUUCAAAAAGACCAAGGAAAUAUACUGCUUGGGAUGUGAAGGCUCCUGGGUAUGAGAAUUUAUCGGCUUUAGAGGCUAAAAUCUCAGGUAUGUACGGACAAGGAGGAUCAUUACCACCGAUUCAUUUUAAACCGGCUCAAGGACAAUCUGGCCCGGUGGCACAAACUCAAUCGUUUGCUAGACAAGCUAGAAGGUUAUAUGUAGGGAAUAUCUUGCAUACGGCUAAUGAGAUGAAUGUAGCGGAAUUCUUUAAUGCGAAGAUGAAAGAACUUGGAUUAUUGGUGAGGAAUGGGGAGGAUGGAUCUAUGAUUUCGAUUAGUGAGAAUCCGGUGGUAGCAGUUCAAGUGAAUCACGAAAAGAAUUAUGCGUUUGUGGAAUUUCGAAAUGCAGAAGAAGCCACUCAUGGAAUGUCAUUUGAUGGGAUCAUUUUUCAAAACCAAGCAUUAAAGAUUAGAAGACCGAAAGAUUAUACAGGUACCGAACAUACCAGUACGAAUCAUAUACCCGGAGUGGUGUCUACGAACGUACCGGAUUCACCUAACAAGAUCUUUAUUGGAGGAUUACCAUCUUAUUUAACGGAUGAUCAAGUGAUGGAAUUAUUAAAAUCGUUUGGAGAAUUGAAAUCCUUUAAUUUAGUGAAAGAUACGAGUAGUGGAGGACAAGUUUCGAAAGGGUUUGCGUUUUGUGAAUAUGUGGAUUCGGAUUUGACGGAUAUUGCGUGUCAAGGAUUGAAUGGGAUGGAAUUAGGUGAUCGAUACUUGGUGGUUCAAAGAGCUCAGAUUGGUCAGAAUGCAAAGAAGGAAAAAGAGAAUGCUGAAGGAGCAGGAGGAGCAGGGAUGGGAGUGGGUGGGUUUAAUGGAACUAAUCGAGCUAGUGAAGGUGAACGGACAAAGGUCUUACAGAUGUUGAAUAUGGUGAAUCCGGAAGAAUUGGUGGAUGAUGAAGAGUAUAAGGAGAUUUUGGAAGAUAUUAAGGAAGAAUGUAGUAAAUAUGGACAAAUUGAAGAUGUAAAGAUUCCAAGACCUGCGAAGAAUGAAAAAGGUAGAAUGGAUUUAAAAUCAUCUGAAUCGAUUGAAGGAUUAGGAAAAGUGUUUAUUAAGUUUGAACGGAUUGAAGAUUGUGCUCAAGCGCUUUCGGCGAUUGCUGGACGACAAUUUGCUGGGAGAGUGAUUAUUUGUGCGUAUGCUUCGGAGGACGUUAUGAGGGAUGAUUAUGGUUCUGGUGCUGUUAAUCAAGAUGCUGGUGGUGAUGAUCAAAAUGGAAAUGGAGAAGAGAAUGAAUGAAAGAAAAGCAAUGCUAGGUUACUGAAGAAAGAAGAAAUCAAAAACAUCAAAAAUCAAUAUUGAUAUCAAAUCUAUCAAAUGAUUUAUGUUUUCGUUUGAUUUUUUUGACUGGUCACAUUUUUGAUUCUUUUGUUUUGAUUGAUUGAUUCUUUUGAAAGGUUGUGUAUAUUUUUAAAAUAAAAAAAUAGUUAAUUUGAUGAUUUGUGGGUUUUCAUUUUAUGAUUUCUUUUUUUUAUGGAAUUUCAUUUUUUUUUCGAAU